This is a messenger RNA of Kwoniella mangroviensis CBS 8507, 828 nucleotides long. RefSeq lists its product as uncharacterized. The coding region runs from base 1 to 828 and encodes 275 amino acids. The record is from RefSeq and is a predicted model, not a curated record. NCBI's taxonomy places the organism in Eukaryota, Fungi, Basidiomycota, Tremellomycetes, Tremellales, Cryptococcaceae. The transcript has a single exon.
AUGCCUGUUUCAACUGAUUUCUCUUCUCCCGUCUACUGGUCAAACCGAUUCGAAUCUGAGCAAUCAUUCGAAUGGUUAAUAUCGGAUCAAGAUCUACUUCCCUUUAUAGAAGAAAAUUUACCUCAACAAUUCUUGUUACCGUAUGAAGAUACAACACAAAAUGAAAAGGGAGAUGAGGAGGAUCAUCAGCAAUCAGCCAUACGGCCAGAAAAAACUUUGAAUGUAUUGCAUUUCGGAUCGGGUACUUCCUCGCUAGGUUCAUCACUACAACGAUAUUUCGAUUCAGCCAAAUCCACGUACAAGACGAAGGCAAGAGGAAAAUGUAAAGACAAAGUUCAAGUAUACGACUCGGAUUAUGUACCAACUCCUCAAUCAUCUCAUUCUUCGGACGUCGAUAUACCAUUCAUAUUGUUAGAUGUCUUGUCACUACAAUCUCUAAAAUCGAACACACCAGAGGAUCAAUGGGAUUUGAUAAUCGAUAAAUCAACUUGCGAUGCUAUAUCAUGUGGUGGCGCACUACCCCGUUUGACAGUCGACCAAGAGGAGGAAGAGGAAAACGGAUCUAUACCGAAUCCCAUAGAAAGAUUAUUAUACAAUUUAUCCAAAGUGACCAAAAUCGGUGGGAGGUGGAUAUCUAUAUCUUAUUCUUCAAACCGAUUCGAUGAUGAGAUAUAUACAAGAUACGGUUGGAAGUUGAUCAAAAAACAGAUGAUAUCUACUACUUAUAUACCUGGUGGGAGAAUCGUCAAGGAUCCGAGGAGUGGUGAGGAGAGGGUGGUACAUGAGCCUGAAACGGGGGUGUGGAUGUAUGUUCUAGAGAGGGUAUAG